This is a messenger RNA of Frankliniella occidentalis (western flower thrips), 3515 nucleotides long. RefSeq lists its product as uncharacterized. NCBI's taxonomy places the organism in Eukaryota, Metazoa, Arthropoda, Insecta, Thysanoptera, Thripidae. The coding region runs from base 23 to 2395 and encodes 790 amino acids. The record is from RefSeq and is a predicted model, not a curated record. The transcript has 4 exons.
ACCGCGCAGGCUGCUGUCGGCGAUGCUGCUGCUCGUCCUGAGCGGGGCCGGCGGGGCCGCGGCCGAGCAUGUGAGCCUGGAGGACAACGAGAUCCCCGCCCUCGAGGAGCUGGUGUUCCAGGACCUGCGCGACCUACAGCAGCAGCAUGAGGAGAGGGAGGAGGCGGCGAGCGGCAGCGGCGAGCAGCAGCAGCGCGACCGCGGCGAGCGCGAGCGCGUGCUGCCCGUCGUGCACCCCGACCGGGGCCCCUACCCCAGCCGGCCGCGCUCCGCCUGGUCCACGCGCUCCGUCCCCAACGAGCAGUUCCCAGCAGAAAUCGAUGCGCGCGGUUUCCACGAGUCCGUGUUCGACAUCCUGCCUGGGUACUACUCCAUGUGGAAGCGCGCCGCCGGCGAGGCUCACGCCUCGCACCACCACAAGCGGCAGGCGCAGGGGGGCCUGUCCGCCCGCGGCUUCCACGACGACGUCUUCAACCAGGACUUUGGGGAGUUCUCCACUGUCAAGAGAGGCGCCACAAAGCACGACCUGGUUGCGCUGCUUGGGUCAAAGCGGAGGAAACGCAGUGUGGACUCGAAGCCUGCCAACUCGACGGAGAAGCGGGCGAGCGGGGCGCUCGGCCUGCACGGCGACACCUUCUCCAACGGCUUCGGGGACUUCGGCACCAUGAAGCGCGGACCGGUCGGCGCGGCCGGGCUGCACGGCGACACUUUCAGCGGGGGCUUCGGCGACUUCAACACCAUGAAGCGAGCGCCCGGCGGCGCCAUGGGCUUUCAUGGCGACACCUUCAAUAACGGCUUCGGCGACUUCAACACCAUGAAGCGCGUGCCCGAGUCCACCGGACUCGGCGGCGACUUCGGAGGGUUCAAGACGGUAAAGCGACAGCCUGGCGGCAAAGCCGGAUUCCACGGGGACACUUUCGACGGAGGCUUCGGCAACUUCAACACCAUGAAGAGGAGGUUGCUCUCCGCACGGGGCUACCCUUAUGAAUCGAAUCAGGACUUCAGUUCCAUGAAGAGGCGGACCGAGGGUUUCCACGGCGACCUCUUUGACAACAGCUUCGGCAACUUCAACACAAUGAAGAAGAGGGGCGGUGGGUCGGGGCUGCACUCCGAUACCUUCUCGAACGGUUUCGGCGACUUCAGCACGAUGAAGCGCUCUCCUGCUGCGGCUGGGCUUGAGGGCGACACCUUUAGCGGGGGGUUUGGUGACUUCGUGACCAUGAGGAAACGGAAACCGGGGGGAUCUCUAGGCUUCCACGGAGAUACAUUCACCAAUGGAUUCGGAGACUUCAACACGAUGAAGAGAGCCCCAGGUGGCGCAAUGGGCUUUCACGGCGACACUUUCAAUAAUGGGUUUGGUGAUUUUAACACCAUGAAAAGAGCACCUGGGGGCGCCAUGGGUUUCCAUGGUGACACGUUCACGAACGGUUUCGGCGACUUUAACACGAUGAAGCGUGCGCCAGGUGGUGCUAUGGGUUUUCAUGGUGACACUUUCAACAAUGGCUUCGGUGACUUCAACACCAUGAAAAGAGCACCUGGGGGUGCCAUGGGUUUCCAUGGUGACACGUUCACGAACGGUUUCGGCGACUUUAACACGAUGAAGCGUGCCCCAGGCGGUGCUAUGGGUUUCCAUGGUGACACUUUCAAUAAUGGUUUCGGUGACUUCAACACGAUGAAGAGAGCGCCGGGUGGCGCUAUGGGCUUUCACGGUGACACUUUCAAUAAUGGAUUUGGUGACUUCAAUACAAUGAAGAGAGCACCAGGUGGCGCUAUGGGUUUCCACGGUGACACCUUCACCGGCGGCUUCGGUGACUUCAACACUAUGAAGCGGAAGCGAAGUCCCGGAGAGUCCUUUCACGGAGACACCUUCACGGACGGCUUCGGCAACUUCGGCACCAUGAAGCGGAAGUCGGGUGGAGCAGCGGGGCUGCACGGUGACACCUUCGGCGGCGACUUCGGCGACUUCGGCACGAUGAAGCGCAACACCGACGGCGCCAAGUUCCACGACGACGCUUUCAACAGUGGCUUCGGGGACUUCAGCCCGAUGAAGCGCAACCUGGCACCCCAGCAGGGCGGAGGCGCCGGCGGCGGCCGCAGCUCGGAUGGCCCGCACAGCGACAUGUUCAGCUCGGGCUUCGGGGACUUCAACACCAUGAAACGCGACAACGAUAGCCGGCCCGACCUGCCGCCCGUGCGCACCGUCAAGGUGAAGCGCUCCAACAUCGCCGAGAUCCUGGUGCCCGGCUACCACGUGCAGGGCGAGAAGCCGGCCGCGCACCAGGACGAGGGCAACACCAAGAAGAGGAGGAACGCGUCCACGGACAUCAGCGGCGACACCCUUAACAGCCCCUUCGGCGACUUCAACACGAUGCGGAGGAGACGGAGGCAGGCGUAAAGGGCGCAACGACGGGGACGUGCUGGAGGCCACGUGUCUGCCGCGUUCCUGGCCGCGGGGCAGCAGCGCGACAGACGCGUAGAGAUUGGCGUUUAGCGUUACCUGGAGGCGGACACCCCGGGACAAUGCGGACCGCGAGAGCCGCCGCUGCACGAGUCCGGGACUGGGUUCGAGUCUCUGCAGAGGCGAGAUACUAUGUUUCUUUCCGCUUGAGUUUUCGCGGUCCGCACUACCCACAGUGAAAGAUAUGUUACCUUUCUUAUUGUAAAGUAAGAUUAAUUAAUUGAAUAUUAUUAUUUAUGUAUAAUUAUUGAUUCUCAUUCGUGUUCUACUUGAGAGUUUUUGUUGGCUGGCUGACAUAUGUUCUCUCUGAUACUCAUAGGACGUUUUGUAGCUUGGCUGGCUCAGCUAUACGGUUCUUAUGAAUGUAGAAAUGCCAUCCACGAUUUCUCGUUACGUAUUAAAUUUAAAGAAAAUGACGUACAAAUAAUUAUCUAGUCAUAACACAUACAUUGCAUAGAAUAAAUGAAUCGAUCCCAAAGCUAUUUCAUAUAUUUUUCUGUUUUACUGGGAGCUGUGGUGACUCAUACGCGGCAGUUAGCUGUGAGCCCGAUAAAUGAAAGACUGUCGCUAAGUGGUUUAAAAUUAUACCCCAUUUCAUUGCCCUAGUGACGUUUGAUAGUGUUUGUAUAUCCUCGUGAAACUCAAUGCGUGUGUUGACAGAGAUAUCUCGCAAAAUUAUUUUGAGGAAGUAGAAUAAAAACUUAUGGGUUUUGAAAUAUAUAGUUCUGAAAUGACUAAAACAUUAACAGUUGCAGUGAAUCACGCAACGUGCAGUCCAUAUAGAAUCUCCUUAACUGCCCUUACAUUAUCAUUUCGUGAUUAUUAUUAAUUAGGACCCUAUUUUGCUCGUCAUGCCACGUUUCGAUGAAAAUCUAGUCUGUUCUGUUAUACUUUCAGCGGUUAUUUUUGCCAUUAGUACUUACAUGCGGAGUGCCGUAAGUAGGUGUGAGAGUGCGAGUUAUUUUUCAUAUGUGUGCGGUGAGUUGAGAUGCUUGUCUGUAAUUUCGUAAUUUAUUUGAUUCAGUAAAAUGAAUUUGGCGCAAAAACGCCACCCCAA